Molecule: messenger RNA, 1759 nt
Organism: Perognathus longimembris pacificus (Pacific pocket mouse)
Lineage: Eukaryota; Metazoa; Chordata; Mammalia; Rodentia; Heteromyidae
Gene: Mob1a
Product: MOB kinase activator 1A
Exons: 6
Coding region: 227-877 (216 amino acids)
Biological process (GO): positive regulation of protein phosphorylation; hippo signaling
Cellular component (GO): cytoplasm; nucleus
Molecular function (GO): protein kinase activator activity
Source: RefSeq, a predicted model, not a curated record
UGCUGGUUCCGUAUUUCGGGUCUGCGAAGUGGGGGAGGCUGACGAGGUGGACGCUGCGGUGCCUGGCCCUGCUAGCCGCAACUCGAACCCCGGUCUAGGCCGGGCGCCCUGCUGUUCCGCUCUCCGCGAGCUGAGGACGGCCCUCCGCCUCUUAGUUCCCGCGUGGGCUCCGAAUCCUGACCGGGGCCGGGGGCCAGCGCCCCCUCCCCAGCCCUGAGGACCGAAGAUGAGCUUCCUCUUCAGCAGCCGCUCUUCUAAAACAUUCAAGCCCAAGAAGAAUAUCCCGGAAGGAUCUCAUCAGUAUGAACUCUUGAAACAUGCUGAAGCAACUCUAGGAAGUGGGAAUCUGAGACAAGCUGUUAUGUUGCCAGAGGGAGAGGACCUCAAUGAAUGGAUUGCUGUUAACACUGUCGAUUUCUUCAACCAGAUCAAUAUGUUAUAUGGAACUAUUACAGAAUUCUGUACUGAAGCCAGCUGCCCAGUCAUGUCUGCAGGUCCCAGAUAUGAAUAUCAUUGGGCAGAUGGAACUAAUAUUAAGAAGCCAAUCAAAUGUUCUGCGCCAAAAUACAUUGACUAUUUAAUGACUUGGGUUCAGGAUCAGCUUGAUGAUGAAACUCUUUUUCCUUCUAAGAUUGGUGUCCCAUUUCCCAAAAACUUUAUGUCUGUGGCAAAGACCAUUCUGAAGCGUCUGUUCAGGGUUUAUGCCCAUAUUUAUCACCAGCAUUUUGAUUCAGUGAUGCAGCUGCAAGAGGAGGCCCACCUCAACACCUCCUUUAAGCACUUUAUUUUCUUUGUUCAGGAGUUUAAUCUGAUUGACAGGCGUGAGUUGGCACCUCUUCAGGAAUUAAUUGAGAAGCUUGGAUCGAAAGACAGAUAAAUGUUUCUUCUAGAACACAGUUACCCUCUUGCAUCAUCUCCUGCUAGAUCUUUCUCAUUGCUACCUUGUAUAGGCUAUUGAUAUAAACUUUAAGGCAACAGGAAAAGAUACCCCUGGUCUGUGUCUACAGAUAAAAUUGUCCUAAAGAGGGAGAGUGCCCUGAUAGCUUCACAGUGAGACCUUGACACAGCCCAGACCAAGGGCCUGUGCAUCUGCUCUUGUUACUGUCAUUCACGGUUGCUACAUGUGACAAAUAACUUGUUGACUUAUUCUUUCACUUAAGAAAGUAAUUGGUUCUAUUUCUGGUGACAGAAUAAUGGAUAUUGAAAAUUUUUAGCAAUAAUUAUUAGUAAGUUUUCUAAGCAGAUUUCUUAACACAAUCAAAUCAAUUUUAUUAUCUUAGUUUAUAAAUACUUUUUUUUUAGUUUCUUCAUUUAAAACUUCUGUGACCCUUUAGAUACCUUUUUAUUUCAAGUUUGUAUGCUGGUGUUUUUAUAGAUAAGAAUAUACCAUUUUUUAGCUAGGCAAGUUGGUGCACACCUGAAAUCCCAGCUUUUGGGAGGCUAGGCAAGAGGAUCACGAGUUCAAGGCUAGCCUGGGCAGGUUAGUAAGACCUUUCCUCAAAAAAAAAAAAAAAAAAAGAAUAUAUAUAUAUGUACAUAUAUAUAUUCAAAAAUCUUUGAUUGCAGUUAAAUCAUAUGGCCUAUGUGAAUGGGAUUAACAGUUAUUUUUGAUGACAUAAUUUUAAUCUUUAUUUGGAAUUGUAUUCAUAUCAAAUAAUUAGAAGUAUAUCAGAAAUAAUUUUUCUUUGACUUCUGAGGGUAGUCUUACAAUUUUUAAAUUUUAAAUGCUUUAUUCAAAUUAAUAUGUUGCUUUGGCUAA